Messenger RNA from Mycetomoellerius zeteki, 1348 nucleotides. RefSeq names its product type 2 phosphatidylinositol 4,5-bisphosphate 4-phosphatase. The transcript has 6 exons. Bases 1 to 1203 code for a protein of 400 amino acids. The record is from RefSeq and is a predicted model, not a curated record. Gene Ontology annotation, molecular function: phosphatidylinositol-4,5-bisphosphate 4-phosphatase activity. NCBI's taxonomy places the organism in Eukaryota, Metazoa, Arthropoda, Insecta, Hymenoptera, Formicidae. Gene Ontology annotation, biological process: phosphatidylinositol dephosphorylation. Gene Ontology annotation, cellular component: lysosomal membrane; phagocytic vesicle membrane; late endosome membrane.
AUGGCUGGUGCUCUCAGGUUUCUCUGCUCCGAUAUCGACAUCCGAUGUGCUCCGACGCAGUGCAGCCAACGUCAGGAAAAACGAGAACGCUGCGACGUUCCGAAACUCAUCUUACGUUGUCCUACGGUCGUUCGUUCCUCGACCGCGCCUCCUGCGCGAUUUGGGAGCGAUUUUGAUCUACCGUCUCUCUCCCGCCAAUUCCAAGCGGUACAUCCAUCCCGCUUCGAGUGCGGACAGUGCGAAUUUUCUUUCUCUCGAGCAGACGAAACCUACGGCGAGGACCGCGAUUUCUUCUCUACGUUCGCACGACGUCGUGGACGAUACGAAGGUGGCGGAGGGGGGAAUUCGUAUUUUGUCAUCCUUGUUAUCGAUGCACCGGGAGCUGUUCUGUCAAACAGUCAAACAAUAGAAGCGAAUCGUGUUCGUCGUGCCGUGGCAGUGAGUUGGUCCCAUCGUCGUUCGACAUGUCCGCUGCUGAAGAACGAGAACGUCACGUACAGCUCGCAUAGCAACGAUGCGAUCGGCGACGAAACACAGUCCAAUGUGCACACCGUUUCUACGAUUGGCCCGGAUGAGCUGCCACCGCCGUAUCAGUCCGCCAUCCAGGGCGGCAUGCCAAUGGUCACCUGCAGAGUUUGUCAAGCGAUGAUAGAUAUUUCUGGAAAAAGAGAUCAGCACGUCGUCAAGUGUUGUCAAUGUAACGAGGCCACACCUAUACGAAAUGCUCCACCUGGAAAGAAGUACGUACGAUGUCCGUGCAAUUGUCUGCUCAUAUGCAAGAGUUCUUCGCAGCGUAUUGCCUGCCCCAGGCCAAAUUGUAAACGUAUUAUUAAUCUUGCUCCAAGCCCUAUUACACCUCCAGUUCUGUCCAUGCCAGGCAUGUGCAGGGUAGGCUGUGCCCAUUGCCAUGACACAUUCUUGUUUAACACAUUAAAUAACGCUUUGGCUCGAUGUCCACAUUGCCGUAAGAUAUCCUCCGUUGGUCCAGACUUUGCUAGAGGAAGAGGAAUUGUAUUCGUUUUCAUUGGGAUUAUAGCCUUAAUAAUUGCUAUAGCCGUAACAGUCGGGACCUAUAAAUAUGUAAAAACAAAUGGUGGAAUUUAUGUAGCUUAUGUUGGUGCAUUUCUGUUGGCGCUUUUAUGCUUGGGCCGCAGCAUUUAUUAUUGUACGAUGAAGAUCAGUUUGAUAGAGGGUCCUAUGUAGUCUCCCAAACAACAGUGAACAACCAACAAUACAAAAUCAAUUCCACUGAGAUGAAUGUCAUGUAACCUAUUUAGAACAAAUGUUUAUAGUAAUAUGACAUUUCAAAUCCUUUUAAGGCAAGAACAGUAUAUAUAUAUAUAUAUAU